AAAAAAUCCUCAAUUGUAUUAUAUGCAGACAAAGACGACGCCGUCGUGUCAGACCUUAAGGGAAUACCUUACGGAAUUAAUUUUGUUUCUCAAUUUAUACCGUUUUUCAAGGACAAAACUUAAUAAAGACUGCUGAAAUUGAAAUUCACAUUAUGUAGUUCUAGGUAAAUCAGAAGAAGAAAAAUGUGUAAAUCAUUUUAUAAAAAAGGAAAAAAAUCUAAAUUUCGCAGGAACACACGUUUCCCGAAUUACAUGUUUAUAAAUUUUCAACUUAAUCCGACAUUGGAAAGUUCUGUUUUGGUGGCAUCAUUGUUACGGUCAAAGCCUACUUAAUUUUCGACUUGUACUAAUAAGCCUCAUCGUCGAGCAAAGGUUAAUUAGUACAAAAUUAAAAAAAAUGUAGCAGGUUGUUUGUUUGAUGUACGCAAUUUUUAUGUGAGGAUUUUGAAAAUUACAUUCAUUUUCUUUAAAAAAGUUGAGAAAGAGCUGCGGCACAUGAAAGAAAAUAAAUUCGGGAAAGGUGUAUUAGUUUUGGCAAAUUUCGCGAUUCGCGGGAUUCCCAAAAAUUUUCGCGUGAACUAAUUUUCGCUUUUCCUUAAAGACGUAAAACUAACCUUGUCCUUAGGGCUGGUUAUGUUUUUUUUAUAUUUGACAAAAUCUGAACAAGGCAUAGAAAAGCCCUGUGGAUGAGUUAAGUCAUUAUUAUUAACUUGAGAUCCGAUCUCGGUCAAUGAAAAUUAAUGUAACAUGAGCGUUCUUCUGAUAUAUUUUAGAGUGCCUUAUACUGGGGUGAGUCAAAAUCAAGGCAGAGUACGCCAUGAUUUUUAGCUUAAAAAAGUACCAAGGUAUCAGAGUUUCCGUAGAACUGCAACUCGCAAAUGAAAAAAAGUCAAAGCAAGUGAGGUGCAUCGUUCUUUCCCUUCCAAAUACCACGAUCUUAAAAUCAUAAAAUUUACCAAUGUUGUGAAAGCUAGCCCGUUAGCAACUUUAUCUAAAUGUAUGAAAGUGAAUUCUUUUUCAAGAAUAUAGAAAAUGUUUUUGUGUGUUGUUACCUGCAUUCGCAUUAGAAAAUGUUUUCAUUUUCCUGAUCAUUGAAAUUUUCUCGAUUUGCCAAACUUGUAAAAGAUUUAAUCAAUUUUAAGGAACUACAGAAGCAGGAAGUAGAAGGGUCGAUUAGUAAUCUGUAAACGUUUACGUUUAUAGUUCUGAACGUAAAUACGCUUCUAUUUUGACGUUAUGCAUGAGUGGGUAUGUGCUGAACGAUAAAUUGUAUUCUGUAAAACAUGGCGCUGAAGCUGUGUAUAUUUAUUCUACUACAUAUUGAUCAAAUUAUGUUAACUUUAGCAAGCUCUUUAUAUGGAUCGGGUCAGCAAAUUCCACCUCUUAAAAACUACAACGUGAAAGGUACAGAAUCAGCCACACAUGUGAAACGCAUACUGGCGUUUGGUGAUUCCAUCACGGAAGGUUACACGAAAGCAAAUGGUCCACUGCAAUUUUUUCCAUACUCAACUAAAUUAGAAGAACUUUUAAAUGCUCAUGCAACAGGCACACGAUUUGAAGUUAUCAAUGAAGGUGUAAGUGGAGAGUGUGUGUACAUCGAGAUGGCUACGAGACUGCCACAUGUUUUAAAACAGUAUGCAAAAAAUCUAGCUGUUGUUAUAAUAUUAGGAGGAACAAAUGAUUUGCGAACUUUAGAUUGUGAAAAAGAUGUCAACGUGGCGUAUGAGUUGCAAAACCUUCACGAUAUGGUUCAUAAACAUGGCAUAAAAACAGUAGCUGUCACAAUACCGGAAGCCGAAGAAAAUGACGCGAGUAUCGCCAAGUAUGAUUUUGACAAGUAUGAACUGAUUUGGAACACAACAAAUAAUAAAAUUCGACAGUACGCUUUGACUCAUGGGGAUACAACUUUAUUAUGCGAUUUAGCAAAAGAAUUCCCGAUGAAAAAAUUAAGCGAAGCUAAUCGACAGAAACACUGGGGUGACAACUUACAUCCAACGAAGUUGGGAUAUAAAAAAGUGGCAAGACUUUUCUUUGAUAUCCUACAAAAGGAAUUUGGACUCUUAUCAACACCAAUCGGUCGAACUAACGUUCAUGAGGACCUUGCAUCACAGAAACAAGCAAGUUCAAAUUGACUGACAUACAUGAAACGAAAUAAAAGCGCGUUUUAUCCUGAUAUUAAAAACGCUACAGGGCCUGGGAACGAGGUUACGAUGUAAAAAGCAAAAUGGUAAAAACAAAUCAAGACACCUAUUCAGCGAACCGAUAAAAUUUGUAUGGAAAAUACCAUAAUUAUCUGAAUGAUAUCUUCAUUGCAGCUAUUAUGUUAAAAAGACGACGUUAUGAAAA
Messenger RNA from Hydractinia symbiolongicarpus, 2346 nucleotides. RefSeq lists its product as uncharacterized. NCBI's taxonomy places the organism in Eukaryota, Metazoa, Cnidaria, Hydrozoa, Anthoathecata, Hydractiniidae. Bases 1284 to 2132 code for a protein of 282 amino acids. The transcript has 2 exons. The record is from RefSeq and is a predicted model, not a curated record. Gene Ontology annotation, molecular function: phosphatidylcholine lysophospholipase A1 activity.